AUGACUCUCCAUCUCGUGGGAGUGGGUGUUACGCACUCUAUCGCCUACAGCAUGCACAACUAUAUCGCAGCCUCCCUUGGCCUUCCCUGGAAAUUCUACUCUACGGAGUGUCCUACAAUUGAGGAUGUUCUCAAGCUCGCAAAAGCUCCGACUACGGCCGGACUGGUAGUGACGAUGCCAUACAAGAACUCGAUUAUGAAGCAUCUUGACGAGCGGGAUGAUUUGGCAGACAUCAUUGGCGCAUGCAACAACAUCUACUACAAGCAAGGUAGUCAGCGCCUCCUCUGUGGCACAAACACCGACUGGCGAGGAGUCAAGGGCUGUCUCCUUGAAAAGGGCGAUGAGAGCAGAAGACCGUCGGCAACCUCGCCUGCCCCUGGUCUGAUUGUAGGAGCUGGAGGUGCGAGUCGUGCUGCUAUCUAUGCUCUCUCAGAGCACUUGCAUUGCCACGAUAUUUAUGUCCUGAAUCGUGAUGACCAGGAGGUGGUCAAUCUCAUCCAAGAUUCACGAAAGCUACCGAAUCCUCCCAACAUCGUUCAUGUAAAGAGCCAGCAGCAAGCUGAGGGACUGGCCAGUCCGUACUAUGUUAUUGGCACAGUACCCGAUUUUGAGCCCCAAACCGAGACUGAAAUUGAGGUUGCGGCCAUGCUUAAGUCUUUCCUGUCGCGUCCUGACAAGGGAGUGUUAUUGGAUAUGUGCUUCAAGCCCAGGCGGACCAGAAUGAUAAAAUUGGGCGAGACUUUGAGCUGGCCAUGUGUGGAAGGAACACAUAUCAUUGGCUACCAGAUUCAUGAACAAUGGCGUUUGUGGGCUGGGGACGAGUGUUUGCAGAAAUUGGAUCAGAAGGGGGCUUGGGAGGUUUUGCUCCAGGCAGCCGAGGAGAGCAAGGGGAUUAAUUUCUAG
Molecule: messenger RNA, 903 nt
Organism: Penicillium nucicola
Lineage: Eukaryota; Fungi; Ascomycota; Eurotiomycetes; Eurotiales; Aspergillaceae
Product: shikimate dehydrogenase family protein
Exons: 1
Coding region: 1-903 (300 amino acids)
Biological process (GO): chorismate biosynthetic process; shikimate metabolic process
Molecular function (GO): shikimate 3-dehydrogenase (NADP+) activity
Source: RefSeq, a predicted model, not a curated record